AGGAGUCUUGCUUUAGUUGUCCGUGUCAUGCGGCUUAGUAUGAUGCAUAUUACUGAGACUUUUUUCAUUUCUAAUUAAAUGUAAAAUUAUUUUUGCUCAUUGAAAAAACAUUUAGCUAAGAUUAUUUAUACUAGCUCAAGAUUUCGUUGCGAAUCAAGAACGGGAAGAAACAUUUUGCAGAGCCAUCCUAUAAGAGGUGUCCGGCAACCGCAUGGAACACGAAAACGCGUCAUCAGCGGAAAAGAAACUUUUUUCUUUUUUCAAUCAAGGAGCAAGUAGCUCAAAGCACAAGAAUGCCUAUCAAACAUUAAAUAGUCAAAAGCACCUUGAAGGUUUGGCGUUAAGUCGUGGGUUGGAUGACAUCAAAGCUAUGUCAGUUGCCAGCCUUUACGAGGGAGAUGGGGAUGGAGCCAUCGACAUGAAUACCCUCAGAUCAGAUGAUACCAAAUCAAUUGCGUCAAACACGAAUCUCAACAGUGAUACCAAAAAGACUCAUGUCACAAUGACGGAUUAUCCAAAGGAAGAACCAGUCCUGCGAAACGUUACCUCUAGUGAAGACUGCCCCUGCAACCCGUACGGGGAAACUCCCUCAGUUAAUAACUCGCUCUAUUUCGCCGAUGGUGUCAAAUCGGUUGAUUUUGUACUGGUAUGGAAAACUGCUUUAGAAGAAGAAUCUCAUUUAGAAUCAACACGAGAGGCGAAGCGCUCUACCUUUGAGCAGCACCUCAUCCGUGAUGGUCUCGAAUUGGAACGAGAAGUGAUAGAAAAUGAAAUACAUUUCAUCAAGAUUCAUGCACCGUUGGAAGUGUUACGAAGGUACAGCGAAAUAUUGAAGCUUCGAAUGCCUAUGAAAGAGUCGCUAUGCACUGUGCAGAACUCUGGUAAAUUGAGUAGGUUGGCGAGUGCAGCACAAUUUAUCUCUCAUAAGAUACCCGGCAUGGCUGGUGUUAGGACCCGCACUACAACAAUUCUAUCUCGACUGAAAGGAUUUGCUGGAAAAUUAGCUCGCUACAUUUUGGUAGACGAGAAAUUUUUUCCACCUCGGUCCCAUCGAUUUACGGCAGUGUACAGCCGUGAUAAAGAAUACCUUUUUGAUUUAAAACAAGCAUGUUUUUUCACGGCCGCUGUUCGUUCACGUAUAGUUCAAUUCAUCCUAGAUCGAAAGCGAUUUUCAGAUGACUCACGGAACGAUUAUGCUUUUGGAAUAGAGCGUUUAAUAACUGAUGAAGUGUACAUCGCUGCAUAUCCAUUGCAUGAUGGAGAAAUCAAUGUUCCCGGCAGUAUGAGACACCUUCUGUAUACUAAAUGGGCUGCAGUUUCGAAGUGGUACCGGUAUCAACCGUUAGACUAUAUUAAAGAAUAUUUUGGAGUCAAAAUAGGACUUUAUUUUGCCUGGCUUGGUUAUUACACUUAUAUGCUGUUAUUGGCGUCCAUAGUUGGAAUUGUUUGCUUUGUAUACUCAUGGAAAACGUUGAGGUUCAAUACCCCAAGUGAAGAGAUAUGUUCAAAACAAAAUAAUAUAAAGAUGUGUCCACUCUGUGAUCAUUGGUGCGAUUAUUGGGAAUUAAGUGAAACAUGUUUGCACUCGCGGGCGACCUAUUUAUUUGACAAUCCUACAACAGUGCUGUUUGCAAUUUUUAUGUCAUUUUGGGCAACUUUGUUCCUGGAGCUUUGGAAACGGUAUUCUGCUGAAAUCACCCACCGAUGGGAUUUGACUGGUUUCGACGUUCACGAGGAACAUCCUCGUCCGCAAUAUUUAGCACGACUGUCUCAUGUUCGGAGGAAAAAAAUCAACGCAGUCACCAAUACAGAAGAACCCCAGGUUCCUUACUGGCGAAUGAAGUUACCUGCAACGAUACUUAGUUUUUCUGUUGUUUUAUUGUUGGUGUGCCUUGCCAUUGUGGCAGUGCUAGCCGUUGUUUUAUACCGAAUGUCAGUGCUAGCAACUUUGAGCGUUUAUGGAGACGAAGUGACUAACUCAGUUGCCAUUCUUUUCACAACUGCCACGGCUGCGACAAUCAACUUGAGUUUGAUAGUUGUAUUUAAUUGGAUGUACACUUACCUCGCCGAAUGGCUCACUGAGCGAGAACUACUCAGGACUCAGACAGAAUUUGACGAUUCACUAACAUUGAAAAUAUAUUUACUACAAUUCGUCAACUACUAUGCAUCAAUUUUCUAUAUAGCAUUUUUCAAAGGAAAGUUCAUCGGAUAUCCUGGAAAUUACAAUAGGUUUUUCAAUUUUCGACAAGAAGAGUGUGGAUUUGGCGGCUGUCUCAUGGAACUUUGCAUUCAACUAGGAAUUAUCAUGAUUGGCAAACAAGCUGUGAAUACUGCGCUUGAAAUGGCAAUUCCAAUAUUUUACAAAUGGCUAAAUUCAUUGAAAGUGCGUAUUGGAAAGCAGCGCAAUCAAUCAUUAAAAAGCAGGGGUCAACGUUUUGUAAAGGAUCUCAAACUAGUGGAAUGGGGAUCACGCGGUUUGUUUCCUGAGUAUUUAGAAAUGGUGUUACAAUACGGAUUUGUUACGAUUUUCGUUGCGGCCUUUCCACUCGCUCCAUUCUUUGCAUUAAUGAACAACAUUUUAGAAAUGCGCCUGGAUGCCAAAAAACUACUGACGUUCUAUCGAAGACCUGUUUCGCAACGGGUACGCGACAUAGGAAUAUGGUAUCGCAUUUUGGAUAGCAUUGGAAAAUUAAGUGUUAUAACAAAUGGCUUUAUUAUAGCAUUUACAUCAGACUUUAUUCCAAAAUUAAUCUACCGACUUACGCUAUCGCCUGAUGGGUCACUCGGCGGCUAUCUGAACUAUACGCUAGCCUAUUUCAAUACCAGUGACUUCCAGAAAGGAAGUGAACCUUUCCAAUCGCAGCACAAUGUGAGCAUAUGUCGAUAUCCUGAUUUUAGAGAGCCACCGUGGGCGAAAAAUCCGUACGAGAAAACAACAAUGUAUUGGUUAAUCAUGGCCGCACGGCUUGCAUUUGUCGUUAUAUUCGAAAAUGUGGUUGCAAUUGUAAUGAUUCUUGUUCGUUGGUGCAUCCCAGAUAUGUCUCAGGAGUUACGGGAUCAAAUUCGCAGAGAAGCUUACAUUACAAAUGAAAUUAUCAUAAAGCAGGAAACGUUGCGUGCCAGAAUGGACCGUGAAGACGAAUUCACACAAAACAAUAGUAACGCCAGAAAUCGGAAGCCCAUGGAAGCAGCCAACAAUUCUUUCGUUCAGUUAGAGCGACUAAUUUCUUCCAACCUGUCCGGAUCUCAACUAGAUCUUUUUAUACACAAUGAACGUGAAGUGGGCAAGAAUAGCAGUGUGUAACACAUACCUUUAAAAAACAAUCUUGCCAAUAAAUCGUGAUGUCCAAAAA
Molecule: messenger RNA, 3353 nt
Organism: Armigeres subalbatus
Lineage: Eukaryota; Metazoa; Arthropoda; Insecta; Diptera; Culicidae
Gene: subdued
Product: anoctamin-1
Exons: 16
Coding region: 212-3304 (1030 amino acids)
Biological process (GO): chloride transmembrane transport
Cellular component (GO): plasma membrane
Molecular function (GO): chloride channel activity; protein dimerization activity
Source: RefSeq, a predicted model, not a curated record